GACAAAUGAUCACUCUAUCCUCAUUAAGGAGAUCUGAGUAAAGCACUUUUAAUUUUAGUGCUGCAUUGAUUUAAAGCGACGCGUAGUAAAGUUUAAAAAGCAGAGAGGGAGGAGAGAGAGAGAGAGAGAGAGAGAGAGCUUGAGAUUGUAUCUCGUUCUUGUGGUCGCAUCUCCACUGGACAGCAUCCGCGCGCUGCCGGAGAAUGAUGACGAGCAGCAAAACGACGCUUGCUUUCUUCAUCUACGGGCUGCUCGUGCACUGCAGCGUAUGUUCUCCUCUCAGCUAUCCAAACGUCAGAAUGGAGACUGCGGGAUUUGAUGAGGAGGGAAACUCAUUAGCGGAUCUUACCUUUGACAGUGACCAGAUCACUAUUCAGAGCUCUCCUUCAGUUUCUGAUGAUGCAUACACGUUAUUUUAUCCUCCCUCGAAAAGAAUGGAAAGGCACGCUGAUGGGAUGUUUAAUAAAGCCUACAGGAAAGCGCUCGGGCAGUUAUCAGCACGGAAAUACCUACAUGCACUGAUGGCGAAACGAGUGGGAGGAGGGAACACAAUAGAGGACGACAAUGAGCCGCUUUCAAAGCGUCACUCGGACGGGGUUUUCACGGACAGCUACAGUCGCUACCGGAAGCAAAUGGCCGUGAAGAAGUAUCUGGCCACGGUCCUUGGCAAAAGCCCUGAAGACUUAGAUUUGCACCAAUUUCUACAAGACAUAGACUUUGGUGUGUUCCUGGAUGGGGAUGAGAAUGUGGCAUUUUGGUUGGAUUGGCUGAUACAGGUCCCUCCUGAAUUCCCGGCUUUGUGACACAGGAGGGCAGCUUGCGGCUUUGGUGCCUUUGCUUCGUCUUUAAAAUGGCCACCAAUUUCAGAUGGCACAUUAGUGGCCCUUCAAUGCUGCAGUCACCUGCUCACAGCUCUCCUAUAUAAAUGGAUCAUUCGUAUCACAUAGCGAUUGCUUAAUGUCACCUGGCCCUUCUUUGUUUUAAUCUGACUCCCUUCACCAUGCCCUGUUAUUUGAUUAGCUUCACUAAACGUAGUGUGUUCAAGCUACCUGUAUAGCGUUCACUACAUCCUCACCCUUGAAAUUCAUUUUUGUGUGUGUUUAGACUGAAAGUGCCCAAAGCCUUACAUAAAUGUUACGAUAAAUCUAUAGAUGAAGAAAUCUCUGUGUCUUGUGUUGAUCAUUAAUACAAUAACACAUGGGAACCGC
This is a messenger RNA of Xyrauchen texanus (razorback sucker), 1208 nucleotides long. Its product is annotated as glucagon family neuropeptides-like. The transcript is spliced from 7 exons. Gene Ontology annotation, cellular component: perikaryon; extracellular region; neuron projection. Gene Ontology annotation, molecular function: peptide hormone receptor binding; pituitary adenylate cyclase activating polypeptide activity; neuropeptide hormone activity. The record is from RefSeq and is a predicted model, not a curated record. The coding region runs from base 204 to 803 and encodes 199 amino acids. Gene Ontology annotation, biological process: neuropeptide signaling pathway; positive regulation of GTPase activity; regulation of protein localization. NCBI's taxonomy places the organism in Eukaryota, Metazoa, Chordata, Actinopteri, Cypriniformes, Catostomidae.